CCGCCUUAUCUUUCUCCUCUGGAGGAGGAGUCGAGUGGCUGAUGUCUGCCAGCAAGCGGUUGUGGUCAGUGUUGCCCUUAAUCCAGCCGUCCCGGUCUCGCCCUUAGCGGGUCUGGAGCUAAAGAGAGAAGCGGAGACAAGCCUCUACAAGCCCCGUGCUCCCUUCUCCUACCUUAGGUGGGCCUGACCCAUCCCUUGCAGGUCUUUGUGUGAAAUAUCUGCAGAUAAAAAUGGCAACAAAUAAACCUAAAAAUCAAAAUUCUUUGGCUCUGCAUAAAGUAAUUAUGGUAGGCAGUGGAGGAGUAGGAAAAUCUGCAUUGACUUUACAAUUCAUGUAUGAUGAGUUUGUAGAAGAUUAUGAACCUACCAAAGCCGAUAGCUACAGAAAAAGAGUGGUCCUGGAUGGAGAAGAAGUUCAGAUUGAUAUAUUGGAUACAGCAGGACAGGAAGAUUAUGCUGCAAUUCGUGAUAACUAUUUUCGAAGCGGAGAAGGUUUUCUCUGUGUAUUUUCAAUUACAGAGCUUGAAUCUUUUGCUGCUACAGCUGACUUCAGAGAGCAGAUUUUAAGAGUAAAGGAAGAUGAAAAUGUGCCAUUUUUGCUUGUUGGCAACAAAUCUGAUUUAGAAGAUAGAAGACAGGUUUCUGUAGAAGAAGCAAAAACUAGAGCUGAUCAGUGGAAUGUUAACUAUGUGGAAACAUCUGCUAAAACACGAGCUAAUGUUGACAAGGUAUUUUUUGACUUAAUGAGAGAAAUCAGAGCAAGAAAGAUGGAAGACAGCAAAGAAAAGAAUGGAAAAAAGAAAAGGAAAAGUCUAGCCAAGAGGAUCAGAGAAAGAUGUUGUAUUUUAUAAUCAAAGUUUCAAACUUUUCCUAUUUCAACCACAAUAAAAUCCAUUAACAUAGAGCAUGCUAUUUGGAGGCUGUUAUGGCAGAAAUCACUCUUAAUAGUUGGGGAAUUCUAAUAUACCACUUAAGGCAUGGUUGGGACAACACUAAAAAUCUUCAUUGGAAAAAAAUAGUUUCAAGAAAAGCAGAAUUUAAUCCAUAGAACUUGUUUUCUUUUGCCAUGGUUCUUCUGAAUGUAGAGGAUUUUUUUCUUCCAUGGGCAGUUUCUUGAACUGUGAAUGAAAAAGCAUUACUUUUUCUGUUUUUCUUUAAAGCAUAUACUUUUAAAUCAGAUUACUUUAUAUCUUACUGCCUUGAAAAUUACAGUGGUAAUGAAAACUAAACAAAGAUAGUAAAUAAGCUUUCCUUUUUGCUGUUAAAAAUUAUGCAAAUUAGAGAAGAGAGACUAUCUUCUCUGCUUCUAUUGGAAUCAUUUAUACAUGGACCUAGAUUAAUGGUAUAAAUUUAGGACAAUAUUUGAAUAUGCCUUAAUUUAAGACUAUAUCUUCCUUGCAACACACUACAUUGUAUGUGUGCAUCAUUGUGAAAUAAUAUCUUGUAAUGCAGUUUUUGAGCAUUUUUACUAGCUAACAGUUGAUCAGUACAGUUGAUCAGAAAAAUGUGCCAUACUCUGGAUCUUGAAUUAUCCAGAAUACUGUGUUUCUUUGCUUUAGUGAAAAUUGCUUUAGUAAAAGUCAACUGAUAUAUUAAAUUUAAAAAUGAAGUGGGUGCAGUGCAUUUCAAUUAGAAGUGUUUACUUACUCCUUAAUUUAGAGAUACUGACAUUUACUUUUGUAAGUACUUUGUUUUCCUAUUUGUGAAGGAUAUUUUCCUCAGGUAGGGGAGCACUAUGGAUUUCAAAAGCACAAAUAAGGUUCCAUUCUGAAAAAUAUGUAAGUUGUUAGUUUAUUUUUUUUUUUCUACGUUUGAGAACAUCUACUGUAUAUUGUUUUAAUGGAAACAUACUCUUCUGGUUUAUAUCAGUUGGCUAACUGUCUUCCUUUGCAAUAUCAAAAUACUGAUGAUAAUUUUCCAAAAUUGUCAUUAAAAUAUUAAAAACA
This is a messenger RNA of Pantherophis guttatus, 1946 nucleotides long. It is a transcript of the gene RALA, whose product is annotated as RAS like proto-oncogene A. Gene Ontology annotation, molecular function: GTPase activity; GTP binding. NCBI's taxonomy places the organism in Eukaryota, Metazoa, Chordata, Lepidosauria, Squamata, Colubridae. The record is from RefSeq and is a predicted model, not a curated record. Gene Ontology annotation, biological process: signal transduction. Gene Ontology annotation, cellular component: membrane.